Messenger RNA from Drosophila virilis, 905 nucleotides. NCBI's taxonomy places the organism in Eukaryota, Metazoa, Arthropoda, Insecta, Diptera, Drosophilidae. The record is from RefSeq and is a predicted model, not a curated record.
AUGAGUAAAUUAUGUGGUGAAUAUUUGCAUAUGGUUUUUGUGUGUAUUGAUAUGGUAUUUAAACGGUCUCACCAAAGAAUAUAUCGGUAUAUCCGCCGCAACGGGAGAAAAAUUAUGAUGACCCCGAGAACACUUAAAGAGUCUUUAGCAGCAAAAGAAUAUUUUGACAGAUUAAUAGAAGAAGCGCCACUUAAGCAAUCUACUUUUCCAAGUAUACUGGAACUUUUUGAUCUGUUAGAUAAAUAUCAGGUGGAGAUACCAGAAGAAAUACGGCUACAAGUGGAAGGCUUGCAGACAGCUUGGCAGGAUUAUCUGAGAAAGUUAGGAGAAGCUGAUGAAAUGCUUGACAAUAAUCGUGAUGAAUUUAAGAAGAUAUUAUUACAUCAAGCCGAAAAAUUUAAAAUGAUCCUUAAAGAAUUCCUAGAUGACUUUUAUCUAAAGCUGCCGACGGCUGCCAACAUUAAUCCAAAGAUAGCUCUUAAAUUUCUAAAAAUUAUAUCACUGAAGGUGGAGGACUGUUUCAAGUUUGAGGAGAGCCUUAAAAGCGAUUUAUCUGUUUUUAAUGUGAAUCAACCUGAAAGCUUAGAUUUGCGUAAACUAGACACAGAGGUAAAAAUCGUUCAGAAUAUUUGGCAGCUUAUUCUCGACUGGCAAACUAGCUGGGAUAAUUGGCGAAAAGGUAACUUCUGGAAAAUUAAUAUUGAUGAAAUGGAGGAUAAGGCCCUAAGUUUAUACAAGGAAUUUAGUAUGUUAAACAAAAUGUAUUAUGAUCGCCAUUGGGAAAUGUUAGAAGUAACAACAAAAAGUAUAGACAGUUUUAGGCGGACUCUGCCAUUAAUUACUGCAUUGAAAAACCCAAAUAUGCGCGAACGACAUUGGAGUAGAGUGCGUGGUGUAAUGCAAGU